This is a messenger RNA of Vitrella brassicaformis, 2619 nucleotides long. The record is from the annotation of a GenBank genome assembly. NCBI's taxonomy places the organism in Eukaryota, Vitrellaceae.
AUUCCCCAUGCGUCCUUUCCUCGGUUUCCUCCUCGGGAUCAUCGGCUGCAUUAGCUACGGAGGGAAGGCCACCGCUCACCGUGAGCCGACAAAGGCAGCUCGACAGUCGACGUCGCUGCAGCGUCGUUCAACAAGUCCCCUGAACGUCUUCAGCGGCCUUCCUGCGGGAAGGUCCAUCCUGCUGUCGUCCAUCCAGCGGGGCUCUCCACAGCACGUCAGAGUCCAGACGAGCACCUCCCACAGACCGGCGCGGCAGCCAAAACCGAUAUGUGACGGGAGCGAGCAGCCAUCUUCCCUAUCUUGCAUCGGCUCUGAUGCUGCAUAUUCCAUGAGACUGCACAGGAGACCGAAGAAGCCACCAUCGCCACCAGCACCUAGAUCUGAGGGGCCCGCCGCGGCCGUUGUCCAUCCAGUGGGAGAGAAGGAGAGGGAUGGACCGAAGGGGACGUGCACGGGGUGUAAUGGCACCACCACUGGUCUCUCUGCCUCUCGUGUGGGCAACCGGCAGCUGCGGCUGAUUACGUCUGAAUCGAAGGCAAUGUCUGGCCUUGGGCUGGCACAGGCCAGGGCACGGUUUCCGGUGAGAACAAGACAUUGUCGAUAUGCCCAUUCAUUUCUGCUGGUUGUGUUGUCAGACUGAGUACUUCGGGGAGCUAUGCAUUGGCAUGCCAGCCCAAUGCUUCAAGGUGGUGUUCGAUACUGGCAGCGGAAACCUAGUCGUGCCUUCGUCACGGGUAAGGAAAUGAGGCGCAGAAUGCCGAAUAGACCAUCCUAUGUUGUUGUCUGUGUUCAGUGUGGCAGUCCCGCGUGUGCGUCACACGUCCGGUACGACCAGGCUUUGUCGGCAACGUCGUACGACAUUGCAUUCGCGAACAAACCCGACACAUUAAUGAACAAACGCGUCAGGACACACACAAGUGAACAGAGGAGGGGAGGUGGCUGUUUGCUGUCUAUGGGUGCAGCAUGAGCGGGACUACGUGACGAUCACAUUUGGCACGGGGGAGAUACAGGGAAUCUUCACUAAGGACCUGUGAGCAACAGGCGCUCACAUAGAUGCAUGUUUCCCCCUCCCUCCGUUUCCUGUCAGUGUGUGUCUUCAGCUGCGUUACCAGAGCGACAUAUGCGCCACGACGCACUUUAUCUCUGCGACCCAGGAGAGCGUCGAGCCAUUCAAAGACGUCCCUUUCGACGGGUGAGAAAUGAAGACCUUCAGCCAGCCAAGCAUGUCUGUCCUGUGACCUCCUCCUUAUCUGUGCACAGCAUUCUUGGCCUGAGCUUGCCGCAGAUGUCAGAGGGGCCCCAGUUCAACUUUGUCGACAACCUUAUCAGGGUGAGAGUGAGAGGGGUUGCUCCGAUCACACACGCACCAAGGCACACGUAUAGGUUCCUUCUCUCGGCCGUCAGGAGCAUGUUAUCGACCAGAAGGUGUUUGCGGUCUUCUUCGGCGAGGACGAUGUUGAAGAGAGCGAAGUAACAAACGGGAUGGCUCCGCCAGAGUGAAAGCAAUUAGUCAAUGCCUCCUUGUCUAUCUCUUCUUGUGCCGACGUAGAUAACCUUUGGUGGGUGGAAGAAGGAGCGCCUGAACGACGGUGCCCCUCUUAUGUGGGUCGACGUCACCAGCCCCGGGUUCUGGCAAGUCAGUCUGUCUCCCAUGGCACCCAAAGAGACACAGACAUAGCCAUCCGCCGCUUCCUCUCUAUUUGUGUGCGUUCCAGGUGGGAAUGCACGACAUCGUGGUCGGCAAGGAACACCUCAACAUAUGCCAGCCAAAGGCGUGCCAGGUGGGCAGAAGGGGGGGGGGAUUUGAGGCGUCCAUGCACUGCACAUGGUUGCUCUAUAUGUGUGUGGGGUAUGUGGGGCAGGUAGUGGUCGACACGGGCACUUCUCUGCUGGGGGGGCCGCAGUGGAUGGUGAGUAGGCUCCGGCAGGCUAUAAAAGUCGACUCCUCAUGCAAUGACAUCGACAGGCAAGCCACGAAACAGACACACAGACACACAGACACGGACGCCCUCCCUCUCCUUUUCUGCCGGGUCCUUUGUGCAGCCUGCCUAAUUUGGGUUUCAUGAUCGGCGAGAAUGUGUUAUAUUUGGAGCCGAGGAACUACGUGUCUCGGACGGGCGACAAGUGCAAGCUCGGUGUGAUGGCCGUCAACAUGCCCGAGCAAGACGGGCCGCUGUUCAUACUCGGAGAUCCAUUCCUCGUCAACUUCUACACGGUGCAUAAUCAUUGUGUCUCCCCUUGUGCUCCAUCUCUGUUUCUCUGUGUGUCCACAGAUAUAUGACCGCGAGAGGAUGGCCAUCGGCUUUGGCCUGGCCAGGCACCGCACCCCCAGACCCAUCAGCCUCUUCGUCCACUCGAGUGUAAGAGGGACAAGGGAGGUACGCAUGCUUCGUUGUGUGGGAGUGUGUCUUGACAGACGCUGGCGAGCGACGAGAAUGGCGAGCAGGUGGUGAUGCAGACCGCAUCGGCACGCAGCAACGCCACAGAUGCCAUACAGGCGCAGCAAAGAUAGGACAGUAAGCUAGAUGCUAUACGUGUGUUUGGGCGCUCAGCUGACAAUGUGCAGUCGUACUAGAGACGUGUGCACAUGGCCAUAUGGAUGAAUGUGUCUUUGUUGGC